AACAUACACAAACAUACAUGUACAUACAUAUGUAUGUAUAUAUGUAUUUGUUUUCAUCGAUCAAAGUAAAUAAGAAUAAAGCAAAGGCAACUAUUUAAAUAUAAUAGUCCUACCUUAAUAUAAUAUUAUUUAAGCCAUAGACGACAGACCCUGACAUGGCUUUUCUUUGUCCUGUGCGCAUGCGGCGCGACAAGAAAAAAGCAACAAGUGCCAACAUCGAAAUUGAAAGGGAUCGGGAUCGCGAUCUUCCUGUGGCCUUAGGCAUGGGACGUAUUACUGGAUCUUCAAGCAUCGAAACUUUGGUGCGUGUCGGAAUAGAAAAGGAACAUGGAUUGAGUCCUGACUCAAAAAUGGUGGUACUUCAUGACUUUACUCCAUGCGUGGAUGACGAACUGGAAGUGAAACGUGGCCAGUUGGUUAAUGUGUUGUAUCGCGAAAACGAUUGGGUCUACGUAAUUGGCCAGGACUCGAGGCAGGAAGGAUUUAUACCAUUCUCCUAUUGUGCUCCAUAUUCUACACAAAUGGCUGAAUUAGCCGUUAAGAAAAAAUUACCACGUGAACAAACUACAGAGCAACUCCAGGAGGAGAAAUUACCGCUCCUCGCAAUAACAGAGAAUAAACCGGACGAUGAAUCUUGCAAUACCAACAGCAAUGCGAAUGCUAAUGGCUCGUCCAACGAAAUAAACCUGCAUUUAGUCGAACCAGAGUGUACACCGUUCAUUAAGGAGCCCUCUGGCCGUUGCAUUGUCCUGUACACCUUUAUAGCCCGCGAUGAAAACGAUUUGUCUGUGGAGCGAGGCGAAUUUGUGACAGUUCUAAAUCGUGAGGAUGCCGAUUGGUUCUGGAUAAUGCGCAGCGAUGGCCAAGAAGGCUUUGUGCCCGCCAAUUUCAUUUAUCCAGCAGACAGUGUUAGAGUCCUUCAGCAGCAACAACAACAGCAGCAGCAUCAGCAAAAGACGCCUCUCAAUGAGAGCCAAGUGCAACAACAUCAUGCUAAUCUAAAUGGUUUAGAGACCAUUGUGCCCAGCCAGCAUCAGGCGUCACAGCAGCGGCAACAAUUAGGCCUCGGAACUGAGCUUGUAAUGCUUUACGAUUACAAGGCACAAGCGCCAGAUGAUCUGUCUGUACGUCGAGGUGACUGGAUAUAUGCGGAUCUUAAUAAUCAAACUGUCGAUGGCUGGCUUUGGGCUUACGCUCCCAAGACUCGCAAAUAUGGAUUCAUUCCAAAAGCUUAUGCGCGACCACCGGCCAUGACAAGUCUAUAAAAUAACACUUGGAUCCAAGACGGUGGAAUUAGUUGCAAUAUUGCCAUCAUAUUUCGUAUUAUUAUUAUUAUCUUUGUAAUCAACCUUGCUGCCGAUUUUAAGCCAUCUUGCUAGAUAAUUAAAACUAAAAGAAAUUUUAGUGUA
This is a messenger RNA of Drosophila willistoni, 1409 nucleotides long. It is a transcript of the gene Dlish, whose product is annotated as SH3 domain-containing protein Dlish. The transcript is spliced from 3 exons. Gene Ontology annotation, molecular function: protein binding. Bases 156 to 1265 code for a protein of 369 amino acids. Lineage: Eukaryota; Metazoa; Arthropoda; Insecta; Diptera; Drosophilidae. The record is from RefSeq and is a predicted model, not a curated record.